CUAAAAAGGGCCUGUGUAUGAUUUUAUUGAUGUACAGUUGGAGGCUGCAGGCUUUGAUGAUGGCCUCCAUAGGCUUUACUGAGAAUGUUGACUUUUGGCCAGGAGGCGGGCCUGGCCCUCGCCCAGGGGUCACGGGAGCCCCCAGGCCCAUCCACAUAUGUACACACAGGGAAUGACGUGCUUGGCCUGGUUUGCAUUUCCUGAAUCACCUUCAGUUCAACAAUCACACAUGACUAGGAGGCACUCGUUUUCGCCGAAGUCUCCAUUCUUAUAAGGACAGGUCGGAGAUGGGAAAUUUCAAGUACAACAACGAUGGAAUUUGCUCAUACGCGCCCAUUUAUCUAUUUCAACAUCCCGACUAUUGUAACUUCAAUUUAUUCUUAUUGGCGUUCAUCAUGGUUUCGGGCUAUGGGUUGUUACUGCUAGGGAACCGAUUAGAUGCAGAGAAAGAGAAAGAGAAAGAAAGCAAACGGGAAUAACGACACUCAAGACUCUUGCAUGGGAAUUUACAGAGAGACAAACCGAAACAAGUAAACAAGACAAUAUUAGAUCCCCGUAAAUUAUAGAACCAUCAGAAUCGCAUAGGAAUCGAUUCCAUCUACAAGCAACAUGCAAGCCGCUACAAAAAAAAAAGUUCGAGUCCGCGCUCAACUUUCCAAACGAUGCGUUAAGGUUAUAGUGUAGCGUGAUUUUGAAGGGUUCGGAUUAGAAAGGCUCGGAUGGGAAAAUACACAAUGGUGCGGUCGCAGGAUGAUUCCUUGACUAGCUAACGAAACAACAAACAAGUGGCUAAGCUGUGGAUCAGAGGAAAAAAAAGAACAAUAAUGAAUGCUGGGUAUAUACAGGAAAACAAUGAAAAUUAGGAUUGAAAAGAGUACAUAGAAUUCAAGGGAAGGAAGCUCAUAUAGUCGACAAUCAGUUUUCCCAUCUUGUGUCAGAUCAUAGUAUCUGAAGCUCAAGAUGAGACAUCAAAUUGUACAACACUCUGCAGUUGUUCAGAUUCAUCUGAUGUGAUUUGAAGAUUUUCUCAAGUGUCUUGAAGAACAGGAAUUGCUUAAGC
Puccinia graminis f. sp. tritici CRL 75-36-700-3 is the source of this 1060-nucleotide messenger RNA. RefSeq lists its product as uncharacterized. The transcript is spliced from 4 exons. NCBI's taxonomy places the organism in Eukaryota, Fungi, Basidiomycota, Pucciniomycetes, Pucciniales, Pucciniaceae. The record is from RefSeq and is a predicted model, not a curated record. Bases 288 to 479 code for a protein of 63 amino acids.